GGAUCACCCAGCAUGGCGGACUCUGCAUACUCGUUCAGUUUGACGACGUUCAACCCGUCGGGAAAGCUUCUCCAGAUUGAAUAUGCGCUCAAUGCUGUCAACAACAACGGCCACGCCACGCUCGGCAUUCGCUGCAAGAACGGCGUCGUGAUCGUGACGGAGAAGAAACUGCCCACGAUCUUGGUCGACGAAAAGGCGUACAAGAAGAUUGAGAGCUUGCAUUCGAGUGCGGGGGUCAUCUACAGCGGCCUCGGCCCUGAUUACCGUGUCCUCGUGCGAAAGGCGCGCAAGAAGGCACAAGCGUACUUCCUCAAGUACAAGGAGAACUCCCCGGCCUCCAUCUUGGUGCGCGACAUCGCUGCGAUCAUGCAAGAGUUCACGCAAUCGGGCGGUGUCCGUCCGUUUGGUGUGUCCCUCUUGUAUGCCGGGUACGACGACGAAGGCCCUCAAUUGUACCAAAUCGAUCCAUCGGGGUCGUAUUUUGGCUGGAAAGCGACGGCAAUCGGCAAGGACUCGGUGACGAAGAAGACCUUCCUCGAACGAAGAUACACGGACGACAUUGAGCUGGAAGACGCGAUCAACACGGCGCUGUUGACGAUGCGCGAUGGAUUUGAAGGCGAGAUGAACGAACACAACAUUGAAGUGGGUGUGAUCGGCGUCGACAAGAAGUUCCGCGUGUUGACGCCGAGCGAAGUCAAAGACUAUUUGGCCGAAGCGCAAUAAGCGUCGUCGACCCACAUGUGCAUCGACGACUCUCAACAUCGUUCAGGGCGUAAUCUCCCACUCGAUAACAUGGCUUGCAUCUCGCGUGCUAUCGCAGCGCCGUGCGUCGCUGUGGACUGUCGCUCUCUUUUGCGCCGCCAUGGCGUUCUUGCCGCCUC
This is a messenger RNA of Aphanomyces invadans, 881 nucleotides long. RefSeq lists its product as hypothetical. NCBI's taxonomy places the organism in Eukaryota, Oomycota, Saprolegniomycetes, Saprolegniales, Verrucalvaceae. The transcript has 3 exons. Gene Ontology annotation, biological process: ubiquitin-dependent protein catabolic process. The coding region runs from base 13 to 723 and encodes 236 amino acids. Gene Ontology annotation, cellular component: proteasome core complex, alpha-subunit complex; proteasome core complex. The record is from RefSeq and is a predicted model, not a curated record.